UCUUGCACCAUGGACGAUGCCAGGGGCGUAGCCAAGUGGAGACCUAGGGUGCGACCGCCCCUCUGAGAUUUAACCAAAAAAGGAAAUACCGACCGUCAAUCUAACUUUCCCAAUUCCUUCCAUCGUGACUUUCCUCAUGUGAUCUUCUCUCUCGAUCUCCGAUCUACUCAUGCGAUUUUUCCUCAGGUAGAUAGGCCUCUCCCCUAUCCCACUUACCCCCAAUCUAUCUGCAAUGCAGCAGAGGCGCGACCUUGCCGUGCCAGCCGCUGCCUCGCAGUGAGGUCACGAGGUCGGGGCGACCUCAGCCACAUGCUCUCAACCUCAACUGCAUGCCCUCAACCGGGCCGCGGUACUGAUCUUUCAAGUUGCAUUCCACUGAGUUAGGGUUUGAAGAAUUUCAUCAAGACAACUAGAGUCCUUUUGCUCAAAAUGCAGAAAUAUGAUGGAGAUUACUAUCCUGAGCAAACUUCCAAAUUUCUUGGGUGGCUUAUGCACUUACUCUAGUGAAGGUGGAUGUUUGAAGUUUAACAAAGGGCCGUGGAAUAAUCCCAAUAUUAUGGAGGGUAGAAGUAGCAGUACAUGGACAAUUGAGUCUGGAUCAAAUAUUGAUGAUCAAGUUCCUAAAACUAUUGGACAUAGAGGUCUAGCUCUAGUUUAUGAAGAAUUGAAAAUCCUAACAACGCCAGUGAUAUGACGCCACCUUUAAUGAAGCUCAACAAUGGCAUCGCCUACUCCAAUACCAGUCGAUCCAAGGCUACACCCGUCCCACCGAUCUUUCAUGCAGUGCAUAGCCUCUUUGGAUUAAUCACCUAGCGUCUCAUGUGCCGGCAGUGAGGACAUUUGGCAUGCUCGAUCAAACUACG
Messenger RNA from Zingiber officinale, 863 nucleotides. Its product is annotated as phosphatidylinositol/phosphatidylcholine transfer protein SFH12-like. The transcript is spliced from 4 exons. The coding region runs from base 440 to 694 and encodes 84 amino acids. The record is from RefSeq and is a predicted model, not a curated record. NCBI's taxonomy places the organism in Eukaryota, Viridiplantae, Streptophyta, Magnoliopsida, Zingiberales, Zingiberaceae.